AGCCCCCCCCGCAGUGCAGGCUUUGUCCCAGCCAUUGUCACAGGCUUAGAGAGCCUCUUAUGCCAAGCGGAGGCUUUGGCGACAUAUGUCACUCGAGCGACUCUGCUGUCACCCCUUUCGGGCGCUUGAGUGGAGGGGCGUGUUCAAGGGGGCAGGCCUGAGCUGGAGCAGGACCGACAUGUCAGAGGUGUUCGUUCAACGAGACGAGUUGGAACGCUCCCCCUCAUGGUUCUGUCUCUGGAAUUCGAGCUGUUCCCUGUGCACUUGAGGAUGUAGAAUGACACAAGAGUUAGUCUGCUGUGCCUUAGAAAGUCCAAGGAUUGCCAAUUGAUCUUCCCUGACAUCUAUUCCGCAACUCCUCUGUGUCCACUGACCAGCGGAGGGUGAUGAGGUUGGCAGGGAGCCUCCAGGUUGUCCUGCUGCUGACUCUGAGCACCGAGGCCGCAAGCCUCAAUAUCCCUCCUGAAGUGGAGCAGCUUCCUACUAUUGUAUAUCACACGACAGGGCCCAUAAUUGCCCUUCCUUUUGACAACACCGUGACUAUCAGAUGUGAAGCAAGGGGAAACCCUCCCCCACAAUACAGAUGGACGAAAGAUGACCUCGACUUUAUCCCUCCCCAUCCUGCAACAAUCAGAAGUGACCAACUUGCCACAGAUGGUACAUUUGUGCUUCAAAACAAAAGCCUCGCUCGAUUUCAGGGUAAAUAUCGAUGCUUCGCUUCCAACAAGCUGGGAACCGCCAUGACGGAGACAAUUGAACUGAUAGUAACUACUCUGCCAAAAUUUCCAAAGCAGAAUAUUGAACCAAUUGUUGUUGAGGAGGGAGAACCUUUUGUUCUGCAAUGUGACCCCCCGGAAGGCGUUCCCCCAAGAAAGAUCCACUGGAUGUCCAUUGGUCUGCAGCACAUUGAGCAGGAUGAGAGGGUUUCCGUGGGCACUGAUGGCAGCCUGUACUUCUCUCAUGCCUUACAGAAAGACAGUCGUCAGGAUUACUGCUGCUUUGCUGACUUUCUCCGCAUACGCACAAUCGUCCAGAAGCCUGCUAUGGCAGUUGAGGUCAAGCCAUGGACACCAGAAUAUGAAUUUGCUGACGGCGGCGAUCUCGGCCCUCCCGUGAGAACACCCAGUCUUUUGCUGCCCUCUGGUGUCCAGACAGAGAAAGUGCUGUUGAAAGGAGCCGAACUUCAGCUUGAGUGUGUACCAGGGGGAAAUCCCACUCCGAAGAUAGCAUGGAUAAAGAUGGGAGACGAGCUUCCCGCUCGAGCUAAACUUGACAACUUUGGAAAACUGUUGACCAUCGCUGCAAUAGAGGAAAGUGAUGAGGGCAAAUACAUGUGCUUAGCCGAGAACUCAGCUGGACAGGCUGUCCACUACUUUGAUGUAAUAGUUGAAGAGCCUCCAAAGUGGCUGACAGAGCCGCCUCACAGCCAGCUGACUGUGAUCGGCUCUGAUGUGCACAUCAAGUGCUCGGUCAGCGGGAAACCACAACCAUUCAUACUGUGGAGAAAAGAUGGAAACAUUUUUGAAGACAACCCCUUGAAUAACAAACGAGUGCUUGAUGACACACUGUUGCUCCACAAUGCCGCACCAGAUGACAGUGGCGUAUACCAGUGCGAAGCAGCCAACAGACAUGGUGUUGUUCUGGGCAACAUUAACAUCAUGGUCAUGAAUAUGGCUCCUCUGAUCCUGACUGAAGACCACCACGAGUACGCAGUCAUACGUGGCGAGGACAUGGCCAUGAAUUGCAGCGCUUUCGGCUCGCCACCUCCCACUAUCUCUUGGGCCAAAGAUGAGACUCCAGAAACCAUUGAGGGAGAAAGAUUUGUUACCCUUCAGAACGGGUCGUUACAAAUCUCCAGUGUAGAAAAGAAAGACAGCGGCGAAUACGUCUGUGUUGCCGAUAACAGCGAGGGCAAGUCGUCUAUCAUGGCUGUGCUGGCAGUGAAAGACCCCACACACAUUAUUAAUGGACCUCAGGACAUGCAGGUCAUCAGCGGAACCACAGCCCAGUUGAUGUGUCAGGCCGAGUAUGACAAAAGUCUUGCCGACUCCUUUCAGGUGGUUUGGAUAAAGGAUGGGGAAGAAAUGACAUUUCCCACAGAGGAACCUUCCAGGUACUUUUUGGGUGAUGGCAUGCUGCAGAUCAUGAACGUGAACCUAAAUGAUGAGGGAGCAUACACAUGCAUGGCCAGAACGCGUCUGGAUGGGGUCAAUCGUACUGCGCUUCUUACAGUACUUGAUGUUCCAGAUGCCCCGCAAAAUGUCGAGAUAACUGAACUCAAGAAUCGGAGACAUAUCCUUUUGGCUUGGGUGCCUGGCAGUGACCACAACAGUUCCGUAAUCGAAUUCAUUGUGGAGUAUGAGGAGAGCCAAUGGGAACCGGGCAAGUGGAAAGAGCUCCACAAAGUCCCCGGUAACCAGGCAACAGCCGAGCUGGCACUCCACGGACAUCUUAACUACCAGUUCAGAGUGUACGCAGUGAAUGCUGUUGGACCUGGGCCCCCCAGUGAGCCCACUGAACGCUACAAAACCCCCCCAGCUGCUCCUGAUAGGAACCCAGAAAACAUUAAAAUAGAAGGCCAUCUACCUCAUCAAAUGGAAAUCAGCUGGGAGCCACUGUUACCUGUCGAACACAAUGGCCCAGGCCUGGAGUACAAAGUCAGCUACAGGAAACUCGCUGUGGACGAUACCUGGACAGAACACCUGAUCAAAAGACACUCCUUUGUUGUGAGAAACACGUCAACAUUCAUCCCGUACGAAAUAAAAAUUCAGAGCAGGAACAGUCACGGCUGGGGACCGGAGCCUAAAAUCGCUACGGGUUAUUCUGGAGAAGAUGUCAUCUUUCGCCAUUGUCUACGGGAAAAUUUGUCAGUUCCCACCGCCGCACCGCGGGAUGUCGCAGUGGAGGUGAUGAACACAACUGUUCUGAGAGUAAGCUGGACCCCAGUUCCACCGGCCACACUGAGAGGUCACCUAAAGGGGUACCAUGUUCACUGGCUGCGGAAGCGAAGUUUCCUGAAUCCAGACAAGAUCUUGGAUGAGCGCCACAUGCUGUCAUUUCCCGGGAAGAGGACGCAUGCCAUUGUGCCCAACCUGGACGCCUUCUCAGAGUAUACGCUCACUGUCAACGUCUUCAACAAGAAAGGAAAUGGGCCUAGUAGCGACCCAGUCACCUUCAACACUCCAGAGGGAGUUCCGGAACAAGUGCCCAUUCUGACCACCUCCAAUGUCCAGAAAGAGUCCAUCCGGCUUGUAUGGGCUCCGCCGCUGGUUGCAAACGGCAUCCUGACUGGCUACCUCCUGCAGUACCACCUCAUUAAUGAGACCACAAAGGAGGCGUUGGAUUCCUGGGAAAUGAAUAUCGCAGGGCCCGACACCACCCACUGGCAGCUGGAGGGCUUAGAAGAGGGCAGCCUCUAUCUUUUCCACCUCAGUGCCUGCACCCGGGCAGGGUGCGGACCUCCACUGGCACAGGAGAGCAGCACUCCCACCCCGGCACGUGAGUACAUGAAAAUGAUGUACCACAACUGCUCUCUUUCCUUUCCUCGCUUGAUCCCAGGCAGAGCUACUCAUCCUCCUCCUUUAGCUCCAGGCCUGUUGAACAUAAGCUCUUACGUGAGCGACACCUCUGCCAAAAUCAGCUGGACUGCCAGGGAGGAGCAGCAGGACUUGCAGCUUUACGUGGCUUAUAUGAACAACCGUGAUGGUAACUGGCGAAUAUCCAAGGCGGUAAAUGCUUCCCAAAGCUUCCAUGUAAUUGACGGGCUCAAUCCGGGGACGGUGUACACGGUGCGCCUCAUGGCCAAGUCCUUGCUCGAUAAUGCUAGCAUUUUCGAGGACGUUAUCCAGACGCAAGGUACAGGCGCGGCAGGUCAAGCAAGGAGCAUAUCUACCAAGGGCUGGUUCAUCGGGACCUUGUGUGCCGUGGCGCUCCUCACACUCAUUGUCCUCACCGUCUGCUUUAUGCGGAGAAACCAAGGUGGCAAGUAUGCAGGUACGCCGCCGCCUGGAAGACAAGACGUGGUCGCCAUGGACAAAGUGAAAGAGAAGGAAGACCCUGAUGAGGAGUCGCAAGCGAUGAAUGAUGACACCUUCUGUGAAUACAGUGACAGUGAUGAAAAGCCACUGAGGGGCAGCUUGUGUUCCCUGAAUGGCGAUGAUGCGGUCGGGGACGGUGUCAGCAGAGACAGCCUGGUGGACUACGCUGACGGCGGAGGAGAAUUCAGCGAGGACGGCUCCUUUAUCGGGGAAUAUUCAGGACACAAACGAGGCGGAUCUGUCACUGAGCCCAAUGGAUUCGGCCCUGUCAGUGCAUAAUGCCAAGCUUCCUUUUCAGAUUUUGACAAGAAUUGCUCUGUGUGAGGGCUUUCGCAACGUUACUUAUAGCACGCAUAGCUAUAAUAUGAACCACUCGAAAUGUUGCCAAGAGACUGUAAAGACAAGUGUUGUACAUACCUAAAAACAAUUAACUGAAUUAUUGGAUUGAGAGUUUUAUUACAAUAAUUUAAACAAAAUAAUUUUUUUUU
Hippocampus zosterae (dwarf seahorse) is the source of this 4525-nucleotide messenger RNA. RefSeq names its product neural cell adhesion molecule L1-like protein. Lineage: Eukaryota; Metazoa; Chordata; Actinopteri; Syngnathiformes; Syngnathidae. Gene Ontology annotation, molecular function: protein binding. The coding region runs from base 387 to 4316 and encodes 1309 amino acids. Gene Ontology annotation, biological process: cell-cell adhesion. The record is from RefSeq and is a predicted model, not a curated record. The transcript is spliced from 30 exons.